Insectozyma verbasci is the source of this 1890-nucleotide messenger RNA. Lineage: Eukaryota; Fungi; Ascomycota; Pichiomycetes; Serinales; Debaryomycetaceae. The record is from the annotation of a GenBank genome assembly.
AUGGAUUCAACAGAUUAUAAGAUAUUACAAUAUCAAUAUGGUAUAUAUAAAUUGAAUAACUACCUAAGUAUUAAUUAUAAUGAUUUACCAUUACUAAAUUAUAUUGUUGCUUUAUCACCAAAUGUUUUUGCUAUAAAUUCAUCAUUUGAAUCAAGAUUAGAUUCGUUAUCAAAUUUUAAAUUAAUUAAAAAUACAACUAUAAAUAUAACUAGUAAUUCUCAUAUACCUUAUGAUAUACCUGAUAUACAAAUAAUUGCAUUGGAUGAAUUACCAAGUAUUGAUAUUGCAAAAAAAUGCGUAAGGCAAUUUGAAUCAUUGGCAAAUAUGUGUUUACAAGGUUAUAAAAAAAGAUUAUCAAUAGCUAAAGGAGAAGAAGAAAAUGGAUUAAUUAAAGUGAUAUUUAAAGAUGAUUUUGAUUUACAUCCGGAAACAUUUACUUUUGAAUUACCAAAAACUGAAAUUAAUGAAAUAUUAUCGGAAUCUUGUUUAAUUGAUAUUGAUAUACAAGAAUUGUUUGUAAUAGUAAAAGGUAUUGAAACUCUGAUAAGUCAUUUAAAAUCAAUUAUUCCCAUUGAAUUAGAUCUACAUAAAUUAUUUUUAAUUAAUAUUAGACUUAAUGAAUUAUAUGCCAUACUAAGAAGGUUUGGUAGAAAACUAUUCCUUUCAAAUCAGUUACAUUUAAAUGAUUCAAAGUUAUUACAUCAUGCUAACCCCAAUUUUAAACAACAUUUAAAACUAAUGAAUGAUUAUUUUAAUUCAAUGAAGAAAAAUGGUUGUUUAAUUGCAAAUAUAACAAAAUUUUUAAGAAAUACAGAUCUAGCUAAAGAUCCUGCAUUGAUUAAAUUUACAAAUCAAGGUAUAACAAUUAUUGAAAAUACAAAUAAUACAUUAAAAGAAUUUGGUCAAAGUUGGAUCGUUGCAGAAUUAAAAUUUAGAAAAAUUUAUCAAUUACCAAAGGAUAAUUUAAUUUCAAUUUAUAAUAAAUAUACUGAUAAUAAAGUACCUGAAGUUAAAACAAGAUCAAGAUCAUCAUCAAAUUCAAGUAAUAAUAGUGCUAUAAUGAAAAGAAGUUCAAUUACGUCGCCAAAGAAAGAGAUAAAGACGAAGAUUGCACCACCAAAUUCAAUUGCUAGUUCGGGAGCAGCAGCUGCUUUAAAAAAAAAACCAAUACAAAAGAAUUCUCCAAGACCAUCACCCCAAAGUACAAGAAUAAACUCACCUCAAUCAACUCCAAAAAUUACAUCACCACAAUCAACUCCUAAAAUUACAUCACCACAAUCAACUCCAAAAGUUACAUCACCACAAUCAACGCCAAAGAUAACAUCACCAAUAACUACUCCCAAAAUAACUUCACCAGUUGGACUGAAAUUAAAUUCACCAGAACCACAAGAAAAGUCAUUAUCUGAAGAUAUAGAAAAACUUGAUAUCAAAGAACCUAAAUUAUCUGCAUCAAAACGAUUUCAGCAACAUUUUUCACAAGCUGCAAAAGCAGGAGAUGUUAAAAAGAAAUCAAUUCAAGUAUUUGAAAAAGUUUCAUAUGAUCCAUCAGUAAAUAAUCAAUUACCCAAAAAAUAUAUUGAAAUUACAAUUUCAAAAGAUUCAUUAACUAGAAAAAAUACAAAACAAAACACAAAUAUAGAUUUUGAAACAACUACAAUUUCAUCAGAAAGUUCAACAUCUAGUAAUUCAGUCAAUCUUAAAAAAGUAAGAUUUACUGGAGUACCAGAAUAUACAGAAGCAGAAGAUGCACCAACAAAAUAUUCUCAUGCAUUUUUAAGAAAUUUUGCCAUAUUUCGUAAUAAACCAUUAGCUAAAACUACAAAUUAUAACAAGAGUGAUCAAUUAUUAAAAGAAGAAAGUUUAUCAUUUAAAACUCAUCAUAUAGAUUAA